Messenger RNA from Equus caballus (horse), 1667 nucleotides. NCBI's taxonomy places the organism in Eukaryota, Metazoa, Chordata, Mammalia, Perissodactyla, Equidae. The record is from RefSeq and is a predicted model, not a curated record.
GAACUCUUCCUGCCUCCAUGGGGCCUCUCCUGUUGGCUCUCUUCCUCCUUCACUCCUGCCUCCCGGGAGGAAUCAGCGAUCUCCGGGAGGACCUGAUGUUUCUGAAGACUGAGCACGCACUUCGCCUCUACCGGAGCGUGGCAGCAGAGAGAAGUGGAGACAACCUCGUCAUUUCGCCUGUCGGCGUGUCCAUCCCUCUAGAGAUCCUGCAAUUUGGAGCCCAAGGGAACACAGGCCGGCAGCUGGCAGAGGCCCUGGGUUACACGGUCCGUGACCAAAGGGUGAAAGAGUUCUUGCACGCCGUUUAUGCCACACUACCCAACUCCAGCCAAGGCGCCAGGAUGGAGCUGGCCUGUACCCUUUUUGUGCAGGUGGGAACGACGCUCUCCCCCUGCUUUGUGGAGCAGGUCUCCCGCUGGGCCAACAGCAGCCUGGAGCCAGCCAACCUCAGUGAGCCCAUCAGCGCCAUCCAGGAGGAUGAAUGGGCCUCCAGGCAGACUGCAGGUAAAAGAAAACCAUCCGCCUCAGUGAGGCUAAAGUCAGAGGGCUAUAAAGACAGAUUCACCAGAAGCCAUGAGGAUGGGUACUCAGGCCACUCUCUAUUGCAACAGAAGUUUGUCCUCUUGGGGGAGCCUACAUUGAAUGACGUCCUCUAUGCAGCAAGCAAACUGACCCUUGGCCCCCUUCUACCUCUCCCCCCCAACCCAGUCAUUCACACUCACACGUGCGCACACCCACUCACACAGAAAGGACUCUUCAGAGUGUCCCACCUCCAGGAAACCCUGCAGGCUUUGACCCAUGCAACUGUCCCGGAAAUAGUAACAAGCAGGCUACAAAGCCCACUUCAGGGACGCUUCAGCACCCCCCAGAGAAUGCACAGGUGUCCGCAACACAGUCCCUCUCCACCUGCAGGUGAGGGCCCAGGUGGCUCGAUGAGGGAGCGCGGCAACGCAGCACUUGCUCAGCUGGCGCUGGUGAGCACCAUGUCCUUCCGAAGCACUUGGCGGCAGAGAUUCUCCUCCACGGACACUCAGCUCCUGCCUUUCACCUGCGCCCAGGGCCGUGUUCUCCGGGUCCCCACGAUGUACCAAAUGGCCGAGGUCAACUACGGCCAGUUCCGGGACCCAGCGGGCCAUCAGGUGGGGGUACUGGAGCUGCCUUACCUGGGAAGCACAGCGAGUCUGCUCCUGGUGCUGCCCCGUGACAAAGACACCCCACUGGCCCACAUUGAGCCACACCUUACAGCCAGCAUCAUCCACAUCUGGACCUCCAGCCUGAGGAGAGCCAGGAUGGACGUGUUCCUGCCCAGAUUUCGGAUACAAAAUCAUUUCAACUUAAAAAGCAUUUUAAAUUCUUGGGGAGUCACCGAUCUUUUUGAUCCACUCAAAGCUAACUUGAAAGGAAUUUCAGGGCAAGAUGGUUUUUAUGUUUCUGAAGCAAUCCACAAAGCCAAGGUUGAGGUUUCAGAGGAAGGCACCAAGACAUCUGCAGCCACAGCUCUGUUGUUACUGAAAAGGUCUCGGAUUCCUAUUUUUAAAGCAGAUCGGCCAUUCAUCUUUUUCCUGAGAGAACCCAACACAGGUAUUACAGUAUUUUUUGAUAGAAUUCAUAUAAAUUAAAUAUUUAUCACUGUCUCUCUAGCAACAAGGCUCAUUUGUCCACUGUAG